AUGAUUAUCAAAAUCAGACAUAAGCGUGAUGGUAAGCAGGUUGCUCGUAAAAUUGAAAUAAGUGAGAAUGUUAGUUUAGAAGAGCUGGAACAAAAGUUACGCGAACGCUUCGACAUAAAGUACGACCAGCGUGUAGAGCUUUACUAUCUGGACGAAGAAAAUGACCGUAUCGUAGUAUCCUUUGAAGAUGAAUUGGCUUUAAUUCUUGCAUCUCAAGAAUCCCCAUUAUUCGAGAUGAUUGUAGUAGACAACUUUUAUACUUAUCCGAAGGUCUCAAAAUCAAAGCCUGGUGAAGUAGCUGAAAUAAUGGUCCCAUCAAAAUGGCUCACCACUGCCAGCAUUAUUCGGAAAGACACAAAACUUUGGGGCACAUGGAUUUUUACUGAUGAUUCUGACAUUAUCAAAGCAUUGGUUCAUUUGGGAAAACUCGAAUUAACUGAAAAUACGCCAGAAUACAAUUUGAUUGUCACGCUUCGAUACUUGCCCGGAUGUUUGAAAUAUAUUGGGUCGACAAAUGAAGAAGUUACCUCCGAAGAUUUUGAACCUCAUGACACCAGCUAUGUUAUUGAAUCAUUUAGAAUGGCAGCACUGGCUUGA
Messenger RNA from Cetraspora pellucida, 597 nucleotides. The record is from the annotation of a GenBank genome assembly. NCBI's taxonomy places the organism in Eukaryota, Fungi, Glomeromycota, Glomeromycetes, Diversisporales, Gigasporaceae.